UUUCAAUGGCCAUCUGAAGGAAGGAACUGCUCAGACUGGGGGGUCACUCGCAAGGGGUCUCCUUGCUCACAACUUGGGGAAAAUCAACAACCACUAACACACAAACAAACCAAAUUUGAAACACCCAGAGGAGGAGAUGCUCUCAGAAACAGCAACCCUCUGAAUCUCUGCGCAGGUCCGCUUCAUUCUUCAUCUCUCUGUCUUUACACCUCAGUUUCCCCCGCAGCUCCCCCCGUAUCUCUCUCAGCUUAAGCAUUGAAGGAUCUUCUAAAUCAGGAGGCUAAAAGAAAAGUUGCCAAUAAUUGAGGUCCUGACCUGCCUACAAUAGCCUCCAAAAUUAGGUAUUCUGUCACAAGAUCUACAUAUGUCGAAGAAAACAUUUCAGGUAGCUAUGCUGCCAUGGUUUGCCAUGGGGCACCUAAUCCCAUACAUCAACAUCUCCAACAAGCUUGCCCAAAGGGGCCACAGGAUUUCUUUCUUCAUACCCACAAAUACAAUACCCAAGUUUGAUCAUUUGAAUCUUCACCCAGACCUCAUCACCUUUAUUCCAGUCACUGUUCCACACGUCGAUGGCCUCCCUCAUGGUGCUGAAACAACCACAGAUGUUUCGUAUGUGUUGCAUCCUCUAAUCAUGACUGCGAUGGAUCUUACACAACCCUCCAUUGAAGCUUCUCUGAAACAUCUCAAACCCCACUUUGUAUUCUUUGAUUUGGCUCACUGGAUACCAGCCUUAGCUCGUCGUUUGGGCAUUAAAUCUGUACAUUAUUCUGUCGUUAGCCCUGCAGCAUCGGCUUACCUGUUUGUCCCGGGGAGAAAACUCCAUGAAAAACAGUGGGCACAAUCUGAAUUUAUGAAACAACCACCAGGUUACCCUGCCUCAUCCAUCAAGUUAGCUUCAUAUGAAGCUCUUGCCCCAGUUGGUCUAGGAGUAAACAAAUUUGGUAGUGGAAUAACCUUCGCGGAACGUCUUUCUAUCUCCCGCAGUGAUUGUGAUGCCAUAAGUUUCAAAACUUGUACGGAAAUUGAAGGGCGUUUCUGUGAUUACAUUGAAAAGCAGUACAAAAAAACAGUUAUUCUGGCGGGCCCGGUCAUGCCGGAUCCACCACCCGCUGCAACCCUGGAAGAACGAUGGGAAAAGUGGCUGGGAAGUUUUGAACCCAAAACGGUGAUUUUCUGUUCCCUUGGAAGCGAGUGUAGACUAGGGAAGGAGCAGUUUCAAGAACUGGUUCUGGGUUUGGAGCUCAGUGGUAUGCCAUUCUUUGCUGCCCUAAAACUACCUCUAGGGGCAGAAAAGAUCGAAAACAUAUUGCCGACUGGUUUUUUAGAAAGAACUCAAGGAAGAGGGAUAGUUUAUGGUGGUUGGGUCCAGCAACAAUUAAUUUUGGCACACUCCUCUGUGGGGUGCAAUGUGACACACUGUGGUUAUGGUUCUUUAUUGGAGGCUGUGAUAAAUGAGUGUGAAUUGGUGCUAAUCCCACAGUAUGGUGAUCAAAUUAUCAAUUCGAGGUUGAUGAGCGGAGACUUGGAGGUUGGAGUGGAGGUCGAGAGAGACAAGGAAGACGGGUUGUUUACCAGUGAAGGUGUAUGCAAGGCAAUAAGAUUGGUAAUGGAGGUUGAUAGUGAGGUUGGGAAGAAGGUAAGAGCCAACCGCGCUAAGUUGAGUGAGUUCUUGUCAAGGAAAAGUCUUGAUAGCUCUUACAUUGAUAGUUUCGUUCAGAAACUGCAAGGACUUUUAGGGAUGACAUCGCCUUGACGAAGCUCAUUUCGCAAGGGCUUUGCACUAUUAUGUCGAUGCCUUCAACUUUUCUUUUGGCAAGAAAUGAUUUCGCCGUUUGAUAGAGAGGAAUGCAUCUUUUAAGUGGAAGCACUAAGCAGUGCUGAUCUUCCAAAUUAAGGUGGUCUUGUACUGAUGUACGUGGAUCAGAAACAUGAGUUAUUUUGGGCGUUUGGUUAUUUGAAUCAUAGCAGUUGUUUGCUUU
This is a messenger RNA of Rhododendron vialii, 1979 nucleotides long. RefSeq names its product cyanidin 3-O-galactoside 2''-O-xylosyltransferase FGGT1-like. The record is from RefSeq and is a predicted model, not a curated record. Lineage: Eukaryota; Viridiplantae; Streptophyta; Magnoliopsida; Ericales; Ericaceae. Gene Ontology annotation, molecular function: UDP-glycosyltransferase activity. Bases 365 to 1753 code for a protein of 462 amino acids. The transcript is spliced from 3 exons.